AUGGAGCCGCGCCCCGGCCGCGCUGCCUGGCCGCUGACCUGCCUGCUGCUGCUCGCCCUGCGCGGCGGGCCAGGUGCGGGUGCCCCCCGGCCGGGUCAGGACUUCGAGCUGCGGCAGCCCCAGGACAAGGUGUCGGUGAUGGCGGGGGAGACGCUCACCCUGAACUGCACUACAUCGCAAGGCGGUCCCGUUGGUGCCGUGAAGUGGCUGAAGGGCUGGGGCAGUGGGAACGAGACUGUUUACGGCCAGACGGGCUCCUUCACUCGUGUGAUGAGGGCAGUGGAGGGGUCCGACACAGACUUCACCAUCCGCAUCAGGGAUGUUCACCCCGAGGAUGCCGGCACCUAUUACUGCGUGAAGUUCCGCAAAUCACUGCUUGGUUAUGAGGUGUUUCUGCGGGGAAAUGGCACAGAGGUGUCUGUCCGUGCCAAACCCACGACCCCAGUUGUGUCCGGGCCCGGCCGCAGAGUGGGGCCGGGGCAAUCGGUGCCUUUCACCUGCACGGCCGGAGGGUUCUUCCCCAAAGACAUCAGCGUGAAAUGGCUCAAGAACAGUGCCCCGGUCUCGGCUCAGCAGCCCCAGAUCACCCCGGAGUGGAUGAAAUCCUCCUACAACAUGUCCAGCACCGUGACAAUGAUGCUGCAGGAGGACGAUGUCCACUCGCAGCUCAUCUGCGAGGUGCAGCACCCCACGCUGACAGCCCCGCUGAGGGGGAUGUACCAGCUCAGCAGCGUCCUGCGAGUCCCCCCCAGAGUCCGUGUGGUCCCUGACCCGCCGAGUCCCGUUGAGGUGAACAAGACCGUGAACUUCACCUGCCACGUGGAGGGGUUUUACCCGGGAGAGGUGGCCGUCACCUGGCUGGAGAACGGGACGGAGAUGAAGGCGGAGAACAUCUCUGGGCCGGUGAAGAUGCAGCAGGGCUUGUUUGCGCUGAGGAGCCUGGUGGAGGUCCAAGCGACGGAGGAGAAGAACAGGUCCGUGUUCACCUGCCGGGUGGUGCACGAUGCCCAGGACCCCGUCGACAGGUCAACCACCCUGUGGAUCACCACCCCAGCUGAGAAGAAAAUGACUGACAGGUUGCAGACAGAUAAUUCGCUCCUCAUCUAUAGCGUGGUGGGAGUGGUCUGCACUGUGCUGGCGCUGCUGGUGGCUGCAAUUCUUUACCUCAUCCGGGCAAAGCAGAGCAAGGGUAAAAGCUCGCCAUCUGCUAGGUUACAUGAGCCGGAGAAGAGCAGCGAGGCCACGACGCAGGAAUCCGACCCCAACAACCUGACCUACGCAGACCUGAACUUCGACAGAGAGAGAAAGGCCGUCCGGCGGAUGGUGGAGAUGAGCCAGCAGUCGGAGUACGCCUGCAUCCAGACCAGCCAGGCGCCCGCCAGCGACGACAACCUCACCUACGCCGACCUGGACAUGGUGCACCUCAGCAAGGCGCCCAGGCGGCCGGCCCCGUGCCCCGAGGAGGCCGGCUCCGAGUAUGCCAGUGUCCAGAUCCCGAGGAAGUGAGCAGGGCUGCAGCGGCUGCCGGGAGCCCCCGCCCCAUGGGGAGCUGCUCUGCUCCUCCCCGGGAGGAUUUUCUUGGAAGCACUGAGAGCGACACAAAGAUGUGCUGUGGUACCUGUGUUUCGGGGUGGAAAUGGAGCCUGCAGCACUGUGGAGGCCGGCUCCCAUCCACAGACACCUGAUUUUUGGGGGCAGCUUGGUCCCAGGGCUGCUGGCUCCAUCCCUUUGGGAUCUUCCCACAGCCACGGGGGCCGCUUAGCCUCAGCGUGCCGGGUUUGCCCGCAAGCUGGUUAAGCCAUCGGAGCAGCGGCUCCUCAGGAAUCUCCAGCUGGGCGGAGAGGACGGGGACAGUGCCUCCAUGCCAGCUCCCAUGGGGAUGCCACUGCCCGGCCAGGCUCGCCCGGCUUCCCCCAGCUGCCCCGACCCCGCAGGGACCAGCCAGGGCCCCUGUGCUGCCUUCUGGGGCUUUCUGCUGCCGGCACCUGGAAAACAAACUCUGGCUUUAAAGGAAGGACCCACGUGUCCGCCUCUCUCUUCCCAAGUGUCCCUUCUGCGGGACCUCGGUCUCGCACCAAGGCCAAUGAGGCUGGGACGGCCGGUGAGCCGAGCUCCCCUGCUGCGGGCUCUCCCCUGCCCUGCUGCCCGGGGAGGCUCCAGGUACGAGCAUCCUCCUCCUCAUCUUCCUCUGCACAGCCUUGCCCCGCACCGGGACCCACCAGCGCUGCCCCAAGCUUGUACAAAGCGUGCAGCUCCGUGCCGGCCGGGCUGCGGGUGCCCCUGCCAGCCUGGCUCCCCCCGGGAGCUCCCCGCAGGUACCGUGUAACAUGUUUUGACUGUUUGACAUGUAACUGUUAAUUUUUAGAGCUAAACCCCGAUGUUUCGUGUUGUACGUGGGUGUACUGCUGUGUACUUAACACUAGAAUAAGAUGUGCAAAAUUAAGACGGAGGCCUCGGUAAGGACCCCUAAACGCCGUAGAGUUUAAAGAGACUUCUGUGCCCCCCCAGCUCUGCCCUGGGGGUCAGGCAGGCUCCCCCCAGCCCACCCCCGGGGACAAGUGUCUUCCAUGUGCCCCCUCCCCGGGACACCGCACGGGGCCAGCACCUUGCCUUGGCUCCUGCAGCACCCGGGUGGCCUUGGAGCAGCGGGCACGCGUGGGGCUGGCCACCCGGGGGGGGCCGGGGCUGC
Messenger RNA from Gavia stellata (red-throated loon), 2689 nucleotides. Its product is annotated as tyrosine-protein phosphatase non-receptor type substrate 1-like. The coding region runs from base 1 to 1506 and encodes 501 amino acids. The transcript is spliced from 8 exons. Gene Ontology annotation, cellular component: plasma membrane. NCBI's taxonomy places the organism in Eukaryota, Metazoa, Chordata, Aves, Gaviiformes, Gaviidae. The record is from RefSeq and is a predicted model, not a curated record.